UUCUUUUUCUUUUUCUUUUUUUUACUUCUUCAAUACAAUACCUCUCUUUUCCUAUACUUAAUAUGCUUGAUGAAAGACAAAUCAGACUAUACAAAACUGAAAUGUGCCGUAACUGGCAAGAAAUAGGUUCAUGCAGAUAUGGACAUAAAUGUCGAUUUGCUCAUGGCGAGCAAGAACGUAGACAUGUCCAACGCUCUCCUAAAUAUAAGACGCAGAUUUGCAAGACUUUCCAUCUAACAGGGACCUGUUUAUAUGGCGUACGAUGUGUAUUUAUUCACGAUGAACACCAAGAUAGUACAAAUAGGCUGAAUGCUCUGGCCACACCGUUCGUGUUUCAUAAUGAAAAAAUGACUAUGCCCUCAGAUUUUAUGUGGUUUACACCUCUUCCUUUCGACCGUAGAUACUCCUUUUCAUCCUCUUCUUCAUCUUCAUCGUCUGCUGUAACACUUUGCUAAAAAGAUUUUGACAUAUAAUGCAUUCAACCCCCCUAAAUUUUAUUGUUUUAUCCUCUAACCUUAUUUUUGAUACAGCCUCUUGCUAUUGUUUCAUGUUUAAAAAUUAUUUUCCCUUGUGUCUAAAACAGGCUUAUUACCUGAUCCUUUUAUAUAAACACAUAAAUAGCUUUUGUAAGAAUAUUCUCCAAUAGUAGUAGUAAUAUUGUAGAUGGGUUCUAAUUUUGUCUUAUCUAUGUACGCAGG
This is a messenger RNA of Rhizopus microsporus ATCC 52813, 698 nucleotides long. RefSeq lists its product as uncharacterized. Gene Ontology annotation, molecular function: metal ion binding; mRNA binding. The record is from RefSeq and is a predicted model, not a curated record. The transcript is spliced from 2 exons. Bases 63 to 455 code for a protein of 130 amino acids. NCBI's taxonomy places the organism in Eukaryota, Fungi, Mucoromycota, Mucoromycetes, Mucorales, Rhizopodaceae.